Molecule: messenger RNA, 10914 nt
Organism: Sapajus apella (tufted capuchin)
Lineage: Eukaryota; Metazoa; Chordata; Mammalia; Primates; Cebidae
Gene: AFAP1L1
Product: actin filament associated protein 1 like 1
Exons: 19
Coding region: 6799-9141 (780 amino acids)
Cellular component (GO): cytosol
Molecular function (GO): SH3 domain binding
Source: RefSeq, a predicted model, not a curated record
UCCUAUUUUUUAAAAGAAGUAAAAGUGCUAGGCGCACUACCCAUCAUGUAGGAAGUGUUCAAUACAUGUUAGCUGUUAUUAUUAGAUAUCUUUAAUAUUAUUAAUGAUAUAACCCACAUACCCCUAGUCAGAGGCUUUGCUGUGAGCCCAGGGAGGUUAGUGAGAUGGGCCCUCAAACUCAGACAUCUCAAAAGCAGAAAUCCCCAGCCCUAUCUAGGCCUCAGGCCAGGCACCUGACCUGGUGAAUGAACAGCAGUUAGGGAAUGGUCAGAGGAACUCACUGCUGGUUCCAGCAAGCUCUGCAGGUAGGGAACGCCUAUAAGAAGGAGGCCAGAAAGUAGCUAGUGCUGUGAUUGAAAACAAGCUCUGGAGUGAGGUCAAGGUUUGAAUCAGCCUGCUAGCUGUGUGCCGUUAGACAAAUGACUGUGCCUCUCUGAGCCUCACGUGGCUCAUGUGUAAAUAGCAAGUAAAAACAGAACCUACCUCACAGGGACAUUUUGAAGAGUAAGUGAAGUAAUCCACGCACAAUGCUUAGCACAACAUCUGGAACAUCACUUUAGAGCUUGAAAAUACUACCUGCUUUUACUAUCAGGCAUCCCAGACUACUCCCUGGGACUGCGCUGCUUCCCCACGCCAUUUGUGAAGGAGACGGUGCAGGCCGCUGGAUACGGAAACAGCUGCCAUCUUGUGUGUGGACUGCGUGUGUGUGUCACAGUUUUCCACUUCCUCCUGGACCUAUUUCCUUUGUGAGCUCAACCCGGAGGAAUCCGCAGACAAAGGAACAAUUCUGGGAGAGCCCAGUCCCACAGCCAAAAGCUAUUUCCUCAGAAGCGGCUGUCCUUCCCCACUCCCUCCCGUGUGGUCUGGAAAUGGCUUGGGGAGAAGCAGCUAAGGCUUCCCUGGAGGCUCAGAGCUGAGAAACAAAGUGCCCAAGUGAAGGCCCUCCUGGUGGAGGACAGGAACCUGGGCAGAGCUGCUGCGAGGAAGGCCAUUGAGGAUGCGGGCUUCCCUGAGCCUGUCACCCUCGCCUGACUCCUGGGAAGAGUGGCGCCCAGAAACUCCCCGUGACCUCCCUGUCUUCCUGAAAUAACAGUACAUCAGAGGCUGGCCCUCUACCAUCUCUAAUCAUAAUCCCUACAUUUGCCAGCCUUUUCCCAGCCAUUCCUCAUUUCCCCCUCACACGAACCUGCGCAUGGGCUUUCUAAGCCCCUUCUUACGGAAGAGGAAAAUGAUUCUGAGGGGGUUAAAUAACUCACCCGAAAUUACAUCCUGGCAAAUGGGAGGAGUCAGAGCCCAAACCAAGUCCUCUAAGUCCCGAAUUCUUCCCACUAUUUUUUGCCUUCUCCCUUUAUGAAUGCUUCUGUGUUUCUAUCCUGUGGAGUCAAGUUUGUACUAUUCUCUUAAGCAUAAAAGGAUAUUCAGUUUCCUGCAAUCGCUGUAAUUAACACACACAAAAGUCUUCCAAGGUGACCUCACUACCCCUGCCCUCCCUCACACAGGGGCUAUAUUUAACUCUUGGAAAGCACUAAGAAAGGCAUUGGCUUUGCAGCUGGGCUUUUUUUCCACCCCUUUGUCAUUCUUUUCCAGCCCGCAUGCACAGUGGGCUUCCCUAUCCAAGCUGGGACAACAGGAAGUGUUUGUCUUAGUGAUAAACAAUGCGAGUCCAACCAGUGCCAUCUCCUUCCACGUUCUGCCCACUGUUUGGCCUUCCUUUGGACUCAGAGAGAAGUGCCUGUAAAUUCAGAGGGAGGAAGGGAGAUAACCUAACGGCCCCAGCCGGGUAGAUUUGCAACAACUUAGAAGAGUCUGUGGACAAGAAAUCUCUUAAGAAGAGAUUUCUCAACCCACGAAGUGAAGGGGCAGUUCUGCCAGCCUCACCUGAGGAGCUGGUGACCUCUCUGCAGAGUCAACCCAGAGCUGGACACAGACAGAAGCAGCACCCUGAAGGAAAACUGAGGAAGGCAUAACAGCUAGAUCCUCCAGUAUUCUCAUGUGUAAAUGGGGCUAACCCACCUCGUUGUAAGACUUAAUUCAUAUAAAUAAUACAUGUAAAUCACUUAACGCAGAGCAUGACUUAUAGCAGUAAUGGAAGAGUAAUAGAGAUAGCUAAUGUUUGCUGAGAGCUUACUGUGUGCCAGACACUGUUCAGGCACAGUCACAUGUCGGGGCCAGUUCCUGCUGGUGAGGUAGAUAUGCUCACUUACUGAUGGUGUACAUGAGGCACGGGUACUUAUGCAAGUUUCCCCAGAGGUACGCAGUUUGCAAAUUGGGAAACAGGAAUUAAAUUCAGGUGGUUUAGGUUGCUCAAUAUCUGUUAUCAUUAUGUCUCAAUGUAUAUGUUAGAAUUAAAACCCACCAACUACAAAAAUGUGCGUCACUAAAUCAAUUGCCAGCUAUAUUCACGUGAGGGAUACAAAUUCAACAAAAUAGAGCAUUUGGGAGCCUAGCCAAGUGAAAAAUCGGGCUUCUGCCUCCUUUUAAGUACUGGGAGUACUUUUCGUUGCCUGAUUGUUUUUCUUUUUUUUUUUUCAAGCAUCUCUUUACUAUACUGAGCCACCAUGAGGCCAGACAUGGUUUUAAAAUCACAUUAACUGUUAGAGUUUAUCAACUCUUAAAUGAAAACAAAGUUUGCUCCCAGAAUUUAUAGUUCCAGGUAUACUUAAAUAUUUGCCCUAUGUUUGGCGCUAGCUAAAGCUGGCAAUGCUCCUGCACUCAAGGAGCUCAGGCUCAAGUUGUGGAAAGUGACAGUCGUUAAAAAAUACAUAAGUAAAUACAAAAUCUCACCAUGUGAAGUGUCACAGGGAGACAUACUUGAUGCUACCAUGGCAUAAAAUGGGAGGAACAGUGCAUUGAAGAGGACAAGGAAGGUAUCCAUCCCUGAGGAAGUCAGGAUUGAGUAGAGAGCUAAAGAAGGUGUUACUGGCUGGCAGGGGAAGGAAGUUCUGAUAGGCAGAGGGAACAGCUCAUCAAAGUCCUGAGUUAAGAGGCUGAGGAACAGAGCGUGGGGACAGCCUGGAAAGAGGUCUCUCUAGAAAAGCCUGCAGGGCUUGAAAGUCAUAGGAAAGGGUGCUCUUCCUUUCCUUCAUCCUACCCAAGCACUGAGCUCACAUCUGAUCAGCAUACUGCCUUUCUUUCCAGGGUGACUUGCCUCCCCUCUGGUAUAAUGGGUCAUAACCCACUAAUAUGCUCACUUGUUAAAACACAGUAUGCAGAAAGUUAUCUCUAAAAUCAUGAUCAAAAAUGUUCAAAGUAAUGCACUGGUUCUUUCUCCAGAACAGGAGCCUUUAUGAGAUGGAAAUUGGGUCAUUUUCCUUUGCAUAAGAAAGGUAAUUUGAGUAAACCACAAGAAAAAUUGUAGACCCUUCACAGAACCACAGUCUCACAGCUUUCCUUUCUCCAUUUUUAAAUGGUGCUGGUUGCAUUUACUCUGACUUUGAAAACAAAGAAGGAUACGUGAUCUUUGUGAUCUCUGUAAAGAGGCUGGUCACAUAGUGAGGUGGGGAAAAAAGAAGCUGUAUAUUUUCCUAACUGCUUUGCAUUUAAUGAAUGUGUGAUUUGCAAGCUGUUUCUAAGCGUUUUUGGACAUUCCAGCGUCUAAAAGGUACACAGGAAUGAGCUCAUGAGUCCAAGUGCCCAGCAUUAGGCCCAGUUUGACAGUAGCCAAUACAGGGUUUAUUAUUCUUGUGGCUUGCUGAAAUUUAAUUCCUCACUUGUCUUUUGUUUUGAACUCAUUAUCUUUGUGAUCUCUAAAUCAAUCCGACCUUCUGUGUGCUAGUGUCCUUACUGGCUGGGAUAAAUACCUCUUGCUUAAAGGUUUCACUCAGACUGCAGCAGGGAUGUGAACCAGGUAGCAAAUGGUAGUACUUUUUAUGGUAGCUUAAUUUCUACUAUCUAACAUCUUAUUUUGAUUUCAGUCAUGUGGGGAGGAGUGAGGAGAAGAUAGAAAGGUGAUCUUACUCCCAGUUGGGUACUCACCAGGAACAAUAAGGACUUAGCAGUCUAAUCUUAGAUAUAUUUUAAGUAGGUUUCUAAAUUUAUUUGAAAAACUUUCUUGCUACCCAGAGAAUAAUUAUCCCUCAUCUUGGGUUUCUGAGCCUCUCUGUCUCACUUAAAAGAUUGAAAACUUAUAAACAAUGAUUAGCCCAUUUCUUCCUGUUGUAUCUUGUUCCCAUCAUUGGAAUUCACCUCCCUAGGAUUCAACUAAACCAAGCAAGAUAGAUGGAAUUUAUUCGUGGUUCUUAAUAAACUUGAGACAUAAAGACAGUUCUGUCCUGAUGCCCAAGUCUGCCCUCAGAAAGCACAGAUGACCUGAACAGAGAGCAAAGACAGGAGAGAAGGGCAGCUUAGGAACUAGGAACAAAAUUUUUCCUGACUAGGGACAGCAGGGACCCAGGAUUCCUGGGUUGCAUGACUGCCCCUCCCUCUAGAAGAUAUUUCCUCCUCACCUUGCAUGGGGGGUGGUCGUUGGGAUGUCAGCACCCUGAGGGAAGGAGCUCUGCCAGCUCCUUGUGCCACAGCCAUCUGAAGCUCAGUGUCAGGGCCAGAGCCAUGAAUAGUCCACAGGAUAAGGCUUGCAGAGUCCCACCAUGCCCUCUUGUCCCAUACCCUCCUCCUUCGUGCCUACCACUGCACCUGAAACUCCACGGGGCAGUCACAGAUGAAUGCAGAGAGCAGCCAUUGAGUGCCUGAGCACCAUACUCAUCAGUUCAUUUCAUCUUCACCAUAAGCUUGUGAAGCGGCUACUGUGAUCACCCCCACUGUUUGCAGAUGAAGAAUCAGAAGGGUAGGAAAGUUUAGAAAUUUCCCCCAGAAGCCCACAGCUAGAAAAUGACAGAGCUGGAAGGGAGCCCAAAUUGUGCAAUCCUGUGCUCUUAGCCACUCUUCUAUGACAAAUCUUAAGCAUUAAGCUUUGUGUAAGUAUUAUGUGAACUUAACACAAACUACUUUUCCCCCAACUGGCUGUGUGAAUAUCUAAGUCAAAUAACCUCUUGGACACUCACUUGCUACAUGUUUAAUACAAGAGUGUUAGACUAGGCCCUCAAAAUAUUGUAUUCAUUGAGUAAAUGUUCAUUGGGAAUCUGCUGCAUACUGAUUGAGGCGCAGACCCUGUCCUUGUGGAGCUUGUUACAACUAUAGCAUAUCUGUUCCUAGUGCUAUCUGAUCAAUACUUUGGAGUCUGCAUAGUUCUGGGGAGUAUUAGACAAUAACAACAAUGAAGAAACAACAUGCAAUAUGGCUAUCAUUUCGUGAAUGUUUGUUCGAGGCAUGGUACCAUGCAAAGUGCUUCAUAAGCGUAACCUUACCUGGUUUUCCAAGCCUGUGCAGUUGGGAUCCUAUCAUUCUCAUUUUGCCUAUGAUGAAACCAGGGCUCAAAAUUUCGAAUGUGGCCAUCAUUCCAAAGCUCAGAAGUGGCAGUGCAAGAAUGCCAGCAUCCAUGGGGGCAACCCCAAAGCCCUAGCCACUGCACUACUCUAAGCAAGACUCCAUGCUCCAUCUUUUAUCAUCUUCAAGGGCUCUUAUUCCCACCUUGACUCUCAGUUAUUUAGAAGAGGAUAUCUAAAGAUAAUUUUGUAAGGAAUAGGAGAGGUUUUCCCACAUUCCCUAUGUUCAUAGAUGUCCUCUGUAGCAUUUUUUUUCUGGUGGAGUAUUUUGCAGAGGUUGAACCUUGGACGGCCCGCAUCAGAGUCACCUGGAGUACUUGUAAAAAUGCAAGUACCUGGAUCCAGGAUGGGCCUACCAAAUUAGACUCUCUGGAAAGGACGUCUGGUAUCGUGCAUUUUCAACAAUCUCACUGGAGGAGUCUUUUCUUACUAAAAUUUGAGGCUCUUGUCUUGAUGGUCUAUAUGAGCCCUAGCAGAAACACUUGUCAUAUGCCUUAUACCCAUAUGACCUCUCCAAUUUAAAUUCUCUGAUGUUUUAAAUCUCUGUGGUUUGAAUUCUGUAGCAUUAAAGAUGAAGCUGUCAUCAAAAUUCUGUAUUUACUGUGAUUGAAAGCUAGCUGCUUGGGGUGAGCUCUGUAUUGUUCUGGAAGAGCCCAGCACUGGCUGAAAGGUUUCUUACAUCCAUGAUGUAUAUCAGGUUUUCUCUGGGAUGAGAUCCCUGCUGUUAAUUCAGGUAUCUGCUUUGAGUGGUUUAUUUUUCUUCUAUGAGAUCUUCACAGUUGAAGCUCUGAAGUUCAAACAGGCCCAGUGGGGAGAGGGCCUUCAUGCAGGAAUUUCAGCCCCACAUGAAGGUCUCAUCCACAGGUGAAGGUAUACCCAGAUAGGAGCCUCAUGAAGUCAUGGCCCAGAGUGCUCCACUGGAGGGCUGUGAGGAAGCCCAGUAUUCACAUCUGCCCACCUCCUCCCAGCCCCAGCCUGGCCUCCUGGCCUCUGCUGCACUGAGCUGGGCUGAAGUCUUCUGAUGGAGCAUUCAGGUGCAAGAUCAGACAGGCAGUUCAAGGCCUGGCGUUACUGCUUACCAGCUGAGUAACUUCACUUCUCUGAGCCUCCAUUUCCUCCUUUGUAGGGCAUUGGAGGAUUAAAUGAGAUAAUGUGCAUUAACUGCCCAGCUCAAGGUAACUGCUCAGCUCCAGGGAAAGACUGGCAGGUUCAGUGCAAGCUGCGCUUUGCAUCAUGGUUCCCCUCCCUCUGCCCCUGCUGCCUGCCAGAUCUGUUCAGGUCACAGAAACCCCACCAGGACUGGACUGGCAGCCCCUCAUUCUCCGUCUGCUUCUCUCAGAUGCACUCAGUCCCUUUCUUCUGCUUUGGUCUAUUUGAACUUUGGUGAUCAAAUCUCAGUUAAAGGAAGAGCACUUAGAUGUCAAGGUCCGGCGUUAAGAAUCUCAUCAAAGACCAGGAAGGAAACAAAAAAGUGCUGGAGCAGCUGCUCCCAGAGCUCACUGGGCUGCUCAGCCUCCUGGACCACGAGUACCUCAGCGAUACCGCCCUGGAGAAGAAGAUGGCCGUGGCCUCCAUCCUGCAGAGCCUGCAGCCCCUUCCAGCAAAGGAGGUCUCCUACCUAUAUGUGAACACAGCAGACCUCCACUCGGGGCCCAGCUUCGUGGAGUCCCUUUUUGAAGAAUUUGACUGUGACCUGAGUGACCUUCAGAACAUGCCGGAGGAUGAGGGGGAGCCCAGCAAAGGAGCCAGCCCUGAGCCAGCCAAGAGCCCAUGCCUGAGAAACGCAGCCGACCUGCCUCCACCGCUCCCCAACAAGCCUCCCCCUGAGGACUACUAUGAAGAAGCCCUUCCUCUGGGACCCGGCAAGUCUCCUGAGUACAUCAGUUCCCACAAUGGCUACAGCCCCGCCCACUCGAUUGUGGAUGGCUACUAUGAGGACGCAGACAGCAGCUACCCAGCAACCAGGGUGAACGGCGAGCUUAAGAGCUCCUACAAUGACUCUGACGCAAUGAGCAGCUCCUAUGAGUCCUACGAUGAAGAGGAGGAGGAAGGGAAGAGCCCGCAGCCCCGACACCAGUGGCCCUCAGAGGAGGCCUCCAUGCACCUGGUGAGGGAAUGCAGGAUAUGUGCCUUCCUGCUGCGGAAAAAGCGUUUCGGGCAGUGGGCCAAGCAGCUGAUGGUCAUCAAGGAGGACCAGCUCCUGUGUUACAAAAGCUCCAAGGACCGGCAGCCGCAUCUAAGGUUGGCUCUGGAUGCGUGCAGCGUCAUCUACGUGCCCAAGGACAGCCGGCACAAGAGGCACGAGCUGCGUUUCACCCAGGGGGCUACUGAGGUCUUGGUGCUGGCACUGCAGAGCCGAGAGCAGGCCGAGGAGUGGCUGAAGGUCAUCCGAGAAGUGAGCAAGCCAGUUGGGGGAGCUGAAGGAGUGGAGGUCCCCAGAUCCCCUGUCCUGUGCAAGCUGGACCUGGACAAGAGGCUGUCCCAAGAGAAGCAGACCUCAGAUUCUGACAGCGUGGGCAUAGGAGAUAACUGCUCUAGCCUUGGCCGCCGGGAGGCCUGUGAUCACGGCAGAGGGAAGAAGAGCAGCCUGGCAGAGCUGAAGGGCUCAAUGAGCAGGGCCGCGGGCCGCAAGAUCACCCGUAUCAUCAACUUCUCCAAGAAGAAGCAACUGGCUGAUGACCUGCAGACGUCUUCCGCCGAGGAGGAGGUUCCCUGCUGUGGCUACCUGAACGUGCUGGUGAACCAGGGCUGGAAGGAACGCUGGUGCCGCCUGAAGUGCAACACUCUGUAUUUCCACAAGGACCACACGGACCUGCAAACUCAUGUGAACGCCAUCGCCCUGCAAGGCUGUGAAGUGGCCCCAGGCUUUGGGCCCCGACACCCGUUUGCCUUCAGGAUCCUGCGCAACCGGCAGGAGGUGGCCAUCUUGGAGGCAAGCUGUUCGGAGGACAUGGGUCGCUGGCUUGGGCUGCUGCUGGUGGAGAUGGGCUCCAGAGUCACCCCGGAGGCACUGCACUAUGACUACGUGGACGUGGAGACCUUAACCAGCAUCGUCAGUGCUGGGCGCAACUCUUUCCUAUAUGCAAGAUCCUGCCAGAAUCAGUGGCCUGAGCCCCGAGUCUAUGAUGAUGUUCCUUACGAAAAGAUGCAGGAUGAAGAGCCUAAGCGCCCCACAGGGGCCCAGGUGAAGCGCCACGCCUCCUCCUGCAGUGAGAAGUCCCAUCGCGUGGACCCACAGGUCAAAGUCAAACGCCACGCCUCCAGUGCCAAUCAAUACAAGUAUGGCAAGAACCGAGCCGAGGAGGAUGCCCGGAGGUAUUUGGUAGAAAAAGAGAAGCUGGAGAAAGAGAAAGAGACGAUUCGGACAGAGCUGAUGGCAUUGAGACAGGAGAAGAGGGAGCUGAAGGAAGCCAUUCGGAGCAGCCCAGGAGCAAAAUUAAAGGCUCUGGAAGAAGCCGUGGCCACCCUGGAAGCUGAGUGUCGGGCAAAGGAGGAGCGCCGGAUUGACCUGGAGCUGAAGCUGGUGGCUGUGAAGGAGCGCUUGCAGCAGUCCCUGGCUGGGGGGCCAGCCCUGGGGCUCUCCGUGAGCAGCAAGCCCAAGAGUGUGGAAACUGCAAAUAAACCGCCGAACAGCAUUCCAGAGCAAUCUCUCCCUGUCAACUGUGUUUCUGAGCUGAGGAAGAGGACCCCAUCCAUCGUAGCCGCCAACCAAGGAAGAGUGCUACAGAAAGCCAAGGAAUGGGAAAUGAAGAAGACCUAGGAAGAAGAUAAGGAUUACAUUCCAAAGGAAAUAUCAGCUUGUCCACCUGAGGAAGAAAUGCUUUUUUCACAAGGAGACACCAAGAGAAGACUAGGAAGUAGCCCUCAUUCUCCAGGGCACCCAAAAAACCAGCCUUUAUUGUCUGCAUGAUUUUAGGGGACAUGGGGAGGGAAGAAGUAGAAGGGAAGAGGGAAAUUGAGAGCAUCCUAUGACUUUAAAAGGGUGGAAAUGAGGAUGGAGGGAGACAGAUGUCUGCACAGCAUAAAGGUUUUGUAGAUGUCUUUGCCUUCCCUUCUGAAGAAGAAAUGAAAGCACACGUGAAUAACCCCUUCCAUCCCAUUCACAGCAUCAUACUCCCAGUCCUUAAGGCAAAGGGAGGCAGCACUCAAGCAUUGGUGGUGCAGUGAAAGAGACAAGACCUGAUCAUCCGAUCACACUUGUGACAACUGGAUUCAUAUUGGGCAUUACUGACAACCCCUGGGCAAGGCAAAGAGGCUGAACAAUCAAUAACAUUAUCCCUGCCUGCAUACAUGUGAACAAAAGCUAUAGAGGACAUGCAAAUUCUACAGUCAUUCCUCAUUUGCUUUAGACAGAGUGCAGCUACUAGAAUCUUUCAGAUUUGAGUGUUUUAAAAUCAGAGCUCUGAAUACACAAAAGGAAUGAAAAAUGGAGCAGCUGACAUAUUUUAAGCUCACAGUGAUACUCACUAACAGGAGCACAUAGCUCUAAUGUCCACAGGAUGUUGUACGGUAGGGUCUUUCAGUCAAUCAAGUCCCUUACCUAACUUCUAUGAUGCUAAGGCUCUUGGAGCUAUGGGUUAGAAAUCCAAGAGGUAAUGUGUCUUUAUUCUAAUGAAGUCCUCAUCUUGCACUCAGAGGCCCACCAGUCUGCCCUUCUAUAUAUUAAGUAAAACCAAGAGAAAUUCAGAGGAUAAUGGCUUAUUUCUCUUACAUGGGUGCUAAACCUUUUACAAACACUUGAUACUUUUAUAAGCGGACUAUGGACCUCAAGUCCUGGGCAGUCUCCUUACUGUGCUACUCACUACUGUCUCAACACUCUAGGUACUUUCUGGGUCUGUCUUUAACACAUUUCCUUCCAAAAAAGAUAUAACCACGUCUUAAAAGCCAGAGCUUAGCUCAAGAAGAAAGAAGGAAAAUCUCAGAAUAAACUUGGACACUUUGCUGUAGAGUUUACAUAUUUUAACCCACUUAAGGUUUUACAGACUUUAGCCUCACCCAAACUUUAUCAUCCACUGAAGUAGCUGGAGACCACAGCAGGAAAAAUAACCUAACCCAGUGAUCACUCACUAAUUAGUGGCAAAGCAUAGGACUUAGGGUUUAUAAGUCCAGAUCCACAUAGGGCUAGGUUUGAGCCCUGCCUCUGAUAACCAGCUGGGAGAUCUUGGGAAAGUCACUUGACUGCUCUGAUUCUUGUUUCUCUUAUCUGUGAAAUGGAGUUAACAAUUGUACUUUCCUCCCAAGAUUUUUGGGAAGAUUUAAUAAGACAAUACAUAGUAGGCAUCUUGCAGAGUGUCUGAGAAAUAGGAAAUGUUUUGUCAAUAGUGGCUCUCACUAGCCAGGCAUCGUGGUACACGCUUGUAGUCCCAGCUACUUAGGAGGCUGCGGCAGGGGGACCACUUGAGCCCAGGAGUUUGAGACUGUAGUGCACUAUGAUCAUCCCUGUGAAUCACCACUGCACUCCAGCCUAAGCAAAUAGCAAGACCCCAUCUAUUAAAAAAAAAAAAAAAAAUGUGGCUCUUAUUAUUAGCUAUAU